This is a messenger RNA of Racocetra persica, 122 nucleotides long. The record is from the annotation of a GenBank genome assembly. Lineage: Eukaryota; Fungi; Glomeromycota; Glomeromycetes; Diversisporales; Gigasporaceae.
AUGAUUGGUUUUAGACCAGAACUUAACCAGUCUGGUCCGCCCCGAAGAUCUCAUACCGAUGCAGCACGUACGUACGUUGUGACAGUGAAAAAUGGUACUACGUCUAAAAGAUAUGUUUCACC